This is a messenger RNA of Cetraspora pellucida, 1953 nucleotides long. Lineage: Eukaryota; Fungi; Glomeromycota; Glomeromycetes; Diversisporales; Gigasporaceae. The record is from the annotation of a GenBank genome assembly.
AUGACAACAGAAACUAUCUUUAAGGUACCAACACACCAUAAGAUGCAAACAAUCCAAGCUGACGCCCCGUCGGACUCGUUUUUAAGACAACCUAUACUCUACGUAAGCGAGUUACAACACAGUAUCGUUGAAGACGAACUGAAAAAGAUAUUUGCGGAUGUCGAUCCAGUGAGGGUUGAAAUCCAUCGUCAGCCUGGAAGCAAUGCGCCUGUAAAUGGCACCAUUCAUUUUUCAUCGAUAGAAAACGCGGAAAAGGCGUUCGCUAUCUACAACAAUAAGAAAUUAGAAGCAUAUAAAUCGUAUAUAAAAUUACACAUUACUGAUCCCACUAAUCCUGGUAACGAGCCGCAAAGCGAAGCGUUUAUCCUGCAAGUUAAGCAUUUGCCGCUAAGCACUACAAACGUUACUCUCUUCAAUCUCUUUCGGCAAUUUGGGCCCUUGUUUUCCGCCAGGCUACAAUAUCAGGAACAUAAGUUUAAGGGAUAUGCCAUGGUACAAUUUUUCAAGCAAGAUGAUGCUAAUAAAGCUUUAACUUCUAUGCACUGUCAUCAGAUGGAAGGAAAAACUAUUGUUGUAUCACAACUUAAUAUUAAUAAUAAUAACUCCCGCCCUAGCAAACCUGCGAGUAUCCGCACGAAUGUUACGAAUCCUAAUUUGUCCGGAAUUGGUCAACAAUUUUCUCCACCGGGAAAUUACAAUGGCCAACAAUCUCCUGCGUCUCCGGGUCCCGAAGGCCCUUUUGUGGAUCCAUGCAAUUUGUUUAUCAAGAAUCUUGACGCUAAUAUUUCCAGCAGUGACCUUUUCAAUCAUUUUCGUCGAUUUGGCCGCAUUAUCAGUGCUCGUGUCAUGAGGGAUCAAGAGACUAAUAAUUCAAAAGGAUUUGGGUUCGUCAGUUAUACUUCGUCUGAAGAAGCAGAUAGGGCCAAAUCAACUAUGCAUGGCAAGACGCUCGGAACAAAACAAAUUGUUGUGAGGCUCCACGAGCCCAAAAAAUUGCGUGAAGCUAAAUUGGCUAACCAAUUUAACUGUAGCCCUACCUCUCCAUCUGAAAGUCGUGCUCCUUCCAGGCGUAAUUCGGACCAUUUUGUCAUUAAUUCCGCUAACGAAUUUGGGCAGGAAGAUCUCUCUGGUUUGGCGCCGAAGGCCCGAAGGGAGGUUUUGAUGUCAGAACUACAGAAACGCUUCAAGUAUAUUCCCAGUAUCCCUCAAGAAGAAGUUAACCCAAUCAUUGAUCAUUUGUUGAAUAUGAAAACACCUGAAGUCCUUCACAUUCUCAAAGAUGCUAAUUCUUUGUCACAAAAGAUUACAGAAGCAAGGCAUCAUCUUUUUAAUGAGAAAAAGCGUCGCAGUUCUGAAGAAGCACCUUCUGUUACAGCUGUUAUUACUACAAACAGUAACGUUCACAAUGUCCAAGGUCCAACAUCACAAGUACCACAACGUGAAAAGUUUCUCAAGGCUAUCAAGAAGCUCUGUAGUCGUAAUAAUGAUGAAAUCCUCGAACUUAUCAUGUCAUUGAGUCAAAAAGAAAGGUCAUUAUGCUAUUUCAAUUCUGAUUAUCUUACAAAAAAAAUUUUGGAAGCUAAUCAAGCAUUGGAAGCGGUUAAUUGUGAUGAAGAUGUCCAAGCAUCUUCUUCUAAAACGCCGAUUGGCUCUUCUGUACCCAAAUCCGUACCUAUUUCAACACAACUUGUAGAUCAAUCUAAUUAUGUUCGUGACUCUGCAUACGAAGAGACUGAACAGUUUAUGGAUAGCAUUAAAAGCAAACCUAUCCACGAACAAAAGCAAAGGUUGGGUGCUCGCCUAUUUCCAAAAGUCAAAGUAUUCAAUCUUAAAAGUGGUAUUGCUAGUAAGGUUACCAUUAGCCUUCUGGACUCGUAUGAUCUCCGGGAUCUGGCUCAUUCAAUGAAUGAUCCUGAGAAGUUUAGACAAAGAGUUAUGGCCGCCUCUGAAAAA